Molecule: messenger RNA, 3447 nt
Organism: Trichomycterus rosablanca
Lineage: Eukaryota; Metazoa; Chordata; Actinopteri; Siluriformes; Trichomycteridae
Gene: cd99
Product: CD99 molecule
Exons: 13
Coding region: 183-782 (199 amino acids)
Biological process (GO): T cell extravasation; homotypic cell-cell adhesion; positive regulation of neutrophil extravasation
Cellular component (GO): plasma membrane
Source: RefSeq, a predicted model, not a curated record
UUAAAAUGCCGACCGGUGAUUCAUCGUUCACUGAGCUGGCAGAGUGACUAAUUUGUGUUUUGGCACACCCAUCUUACACGAACUACUAACUUUCUGCGGUGGAUACGAGUUAAACAAAUUCGGAAUUCAGCUACACAGACCUGCGUUUGUACCGCCAUCAAACCUGUUCGGUUUAACGCAAAAUGGGUUCAUAUUUGUGGAUUUUAUUUUUUGCAGUUUUUGCGAUUGCUAAGGCGCAAGAUUUAGAUCUUUUUGAUGCUUUAGACGAUGAGGUUAAACCUACACCUAAACCACAGCCAAAACCCAAGGCUGGAGGAGACGAGCCAAAACCCAAGGCUGGAGGAGACGGUUCAUUGGACCUCGCUGAUGCCCUCGGUGGAGACAGUCCACCUCAACCAGAAAAACCAAAGCAACCUGCAGAGGAGCCUUCGAAACCCAGUGGUGGCGGCGGCGACUUCAGUGAUUCAGACCUUCAUGAAUUGACUGGCGGUGGUGAAUACAACCCUGAUGCUGGAAAAGGUGGGCGAGCUGGAGGUAACAGCCACGACUCCACAGGCGACGCAUCAGAUGAACCUCAAGCAGCUAGCGGUGGGCAGAUGGCUGGCAUCAUCAGUGCUGUAGGAGUGGCAAUAUUAGGUGCUGCAUCCAGCUAUUUUGCUUACCAGAAGAAGAAACUCUGCUUCAAAAUGCAAGGAGGAGGUGGUGACCCUGAGAGUGGUAAUAACCGAUCUGGCACACAGUCUGACCCACAAGCUCUGAGCAACCUCAUGCGAUCCUCCUAACUCCUGAUGGAUCAACGCACAUGUUCACACUGCAGAGACCUGCACUCUCUCUACAAGAGACUACAAGAAGUGCCUAAAGUUUUAGGGUUGUAUUUUUUAUGUUAGAAUGUUAUCCGAUUGUUUUUUUAAAGCUUGUUAGCUGUGUUAUUUUGAGACUUUGUGUGUAUUUCAAUUAUCCAAAUUGUGCUUGAAAUGGUUUCUGUAAGCCUGCUGUUAAUGUUCAUUUGAUGAUUAGGCUUGCUGGAACAGCAUCACCAACUAUAAAGGUUUUAAAUGAUUUUACAUGAUUAUUUAGAGCAGAUACAGCUAAACAGUAGGUGUGGUGAGGGAUUUUUAGCAUUUCUGUUACUGUUCUUUUUUAUGUAUGGAUGAGUAGAACAAGUUAUGGUCUAAAAUGUUUAUAAAGGAUUAAUUUUUAUGUAGUGGUGUUAAAGGUUCUAUGAUGGAAUGGAAUAUAAAUAUGAUAGGUAGAGCUAGUUUGACUUCUGUUAGAGCAGUGGUCCCCAACCACCAGGGUCCGUGGGUCAUUUAUUACCGGGCCGCACAGAAAGAAUAUAUAAUUAGAGAUAGCUACAAGAGCAAAUACAUUUCCAAAACUCUUCGGGUGUUAUUGUUCCCAAUCACCACUAGGUGGGAGCAGCGUCUUAUUGCAGCGGAAAAAGCUCAGGCUCACUGAUUUUCUAUUCUAUAGUUAUUCUAUUGUAAAUCCCCCCACCCCCACUGGCCCAUGAAAUUAUAUCUUAUAUGAAACCGGUCUGUGGUGCAAAAAAGGUUGGGGACCACUGUGUUAGAGUACAUACAACAGUGGAAAUGUGGGUGCAACUGUCUAUUUGGGCAAGCCGUAGCCCAGUGGUUAAGGCAGUGGUCCCCAACCACUGGGCUGCGAACUGGUACCGGUCCGUGGGUCAUUUAUUACCGGGCCGCACAGAAAAAAUAAAUAAUUAGAGUUAUUGUUAUUGUUUCAUAUCACCCCUAGGUGGGAGUGCUGUCUCAUUUCACUUAAUUUGUGAGCAGUAUAAUUAUAUCCUCCCACUGGGAGGUAUUGGGGACCGCUGGGUUAAGGUACUGGAGCAGUAAUCAUAAGAUCACUGGUUCAAGCCCUUGAGCAAGGACCUUAACCCUCAAUUGCUUAGACUGUAUACUGUUAUGUAGGUCGCUUUGGAUAAAUGCGUCUGCUAAAUGCAGAAAAUGUAAACUUAAAUCUAUAGUCAAGCGAGCUUUAUAUUGGGAAUUGAAUAAUUUGUUUUGACUAAAACUUUUGAUCAUUUAGUUACAAAAAAAGAACAGUUGCAGACUGCCAUGACGUACAAGCCCCCUGAUACAUAUACACUAAAUUUUGACUAAAACUCUACAUGCAGCUCCAUUGUUAAAUACAUUACAUAAGUCAAAUUAAGGAGAGAAAAAAAAAAACUUUUUUUUUUUUUUUUGCUUUAUGACCCACAUUUCUUUCCAGAAUGGAAGCGAGUGGUGGGUUUUGUAUUGUUUGUGUGUUUAAAAUUGUCUGUUACUGUGUCUGCUUUAUUCUUCUCACAGGUAUUAUUAGAAUUCCAUCGGCUGUAUGUUGGGAUUUGUGCUAGUAUUACUUUUGCUUUUUGUACAAAUGUGUUUUGCGAGUUUUGUUUUGUAAUAAUAUGCACGUAAGACUGUUACUAACUGAUGUAGUAAGAUAGAGGUAAGAAAUGGGGUGGGCAGUAUAAAAAAAACAUAUCAGAGUAUCUAGACAUUUUCAUCAUUCUCAGUAUGUUUUACAAUAUUCAAUUAAUGUCAUUUUAAUUAAAAGUUGUAUUAAAAAUAACAAUAUGCUUGCUUUAUGUAAAUAAAAACGGGGCGGCAUGGUGGCUCAGUGGGUAGCACUGUCGCCUCACAGCAAGACGGUCCUGGGUUCGAUCCCCAGGUGGGGCGGUCCGGGUCCUUUCUGUGUGGAGUUUGCAUGUUCUCCCCGUGUCUGCGUGGGUUUCCUCCAGGAGUGCCGGUUUCCUCCCACAGUCCAAAGACAUGUAAGUGAGGUGAAUUGGAGAUACAAAAUUGUCCAUGACUGUUUGAUAUGACCUUGUGAACUGAUGAAUCUUGUGUAAUGAGCAACUACCGUUCCUGUCAUGAAUGUAACCAAAGUAUAAAACAUGACAUCCCAAACAAACAAACAAACAUAAAUAAAAGCAGGGCUUCAGGCUUGUGGGGUUUCAAUCCUCGCAUGUUUCUUUCCUCUGUGUGGGCUUAAUCCAAUUACUCCAGUUUUCUUUAUCGCCCCAAAACAUGCUGAAGGUGGAUUGGCUGCUGUACAAUUCAUUUGCGGUGUGUGUUCAUGAAUGUGUAAUGCCCUGUGAUGGAAUGGCACUCCGUCCGGGCUUUAUUCCUGUCCUGUGUCCAAUGAUUCUCAGUCGCACCAGCAUCACUGCAACCCUAACCAGGAUGAAGUGGUUAGUAUAAUGUAUAAAGCAGCUUCACCAGUUAUUGUUCUACCUUUUUUUAAUUAAUCCUGCUAAAAAAACAAAUUAUUUUAUAUCUGAACUGACAAUCGAAAUUGCUUGGUGCUUUUUAUUGUGUAAUUAAGAAACAAAUUUUGUUUGCAUAGGUUGUUAUUGACUAACACUUGGAUAGCUUUAUAUUUAUGUGCCCCAUUGUGAUGCUGCCAAAGGUUGAACUGAAUAAAGCCAUUAUAAACUUA